UGUCCUGGAAGAUCACCUACCUGUCUGAUAGCUUGGAAUAUGAGGAGGGUGGGCAGGAGCAGAGCUUGCCUGAACAUGGUGUGUGUGUGGGGGUGGUCGGUAUUGGGCCAUGCCCCAGGACUUGAGCCAUCACUGGCACAAAAGGAGUUAAUGCCAGGGACCGCGCCCCCCCGUGUCCGGGCACGCGCAGCGCGCCCCCUUGGUGCGCGGGCACAGCAGCCAGGCUGCCGGAGAGCUGAUCUCGGGAUUCGGGUGCGGAGCCCUUGGCCUGGAGGCGAUAUGGGUGGUCCGUGGCCCGGUUCAGUCGUUUGCAGCCGCCUAGGGAACAGGCCUGUCUGGCCCUAAGGGAGCCCUCUUUCGAAGUGGUGGUGCUCGGACGACCUGCUCUCUGCGUGGCUGGGCACCUGUAGGUGUCCCUCGAGAGCUCAGUUUUGAGGUUCAAGCCAGUGUGGCCAUGAAGUGGCUGCCUAUUGGGCUGAUGCUGUGACCCCGGAGUCUUCCUCUCCUGCCAGUCCCCCUGCCCGGAACAUGUGGCUGCAGCUCGGCCUGCCCUCGUUGUCCCUGAGCCCCACGCCCACAGUUGGCCGGAGCCUGUGCCUCAUCCUGUGGUUCCUCAGUUUGGUGCUGAGGGCCAGUACCCAGGCCCCGGCACCCACAGUCAAUACUCACUUUGGGAAACUAAGGGGUGCCAGAGUACCAUUGCCCAGUGAAAUCCUGGGUCCUGUGGACCAAUACCUGGGGGUACCCUACGCAGCUCCCCCGAUCGGCGAGAAACGUUUCCUGCCCCCUGAACCACCCCCAUCCUGGUCGGGCAUCCGGAACGCCACACACUUUCCCCCAGUGUGCCCCCAGAACAUCCACACAGCUGUGCCCGAAGUCAUGCUGCCAGUCUGGUUCACUGCCAACUUGGAUAUCGUCGCCACUUAUAUCCAGGAGCCCAACGAAGAUUGCCUCUAUCUGAAUGUGUAUGUGCCCACGGAAGAUGGAUCCGGCGCUAAGAAACAGGGCGAGGACUUAGCGGAUAAUGACGGGGAUGAAGAUGAAGACAUCCGAGACAGUGGUGCUAAACCUGUCAUGGUCUACAUCCACGGAGGCUCUUACAUGGAAGGAACAGGCAACAUGAUUGACGGCAGCGUUCUUGCAAGUUAUGGCAACGUCAUCGUCAUCACACUCAACUACCGGGUCGGGGUGCUAGGUUUCCUGAGCACUGGGGAUCAGGCUGCCAAGGGCAACUAUGGGCUCCUUGAUCAAAUCCAGGCCCUUCGCUGGGUGAGUGAGAACAUUGCCUUCUUUGGAGGAGAUCCCCGUAGAAUUACUGUCUUUGGCUCUGGCAUUGGUGCAUCCUGUGUCAGUCUUCUCACACUGUCUCAUCACUCUGAGGGGCUUUUCCAGAGGGCCAUCAUCCAAAGUGGCUCAGCGCUAUCUAGCUGGGCUGUGAACUACCAACCAGUGAAGUACACCAGCUUGCUCGCAGACAAAGUGGGCUGUAACGUCCUGGACACUGUGGAUAUGGUGGAUUGUCUUCGACAAAAGAGUGCCAAGGAGCUGGUAGAACAGGACAUUCAGCCAGCCCGCUACCAUGUGGCUUUUGGCCCUGUGAUUGAUGGUGAUGUCAUUCCUGAUGACCCUGAGAUCCUUAUGGAACAGGGAGAGUUCCUCAACUAUGAUAUCAUGCUAGGCGUCAACCAGGGUGAGGGUCUCAAGUUUGUGGAAGGGGUGGUGGACCCCGAGGAUGGUGUCUCUGGCACUGACUUUGACUACUCUGUCUCCAAUUUUGUGGACAAUCUAUAUGGCUAUCCCGAGGGUAAGGACACCCUGCGGGAGACUAUCAAGUUCAUGUAUACAGACUGGGCAGACCGAGACAACCCUGAGACCCGCCGUAAAACACUGGUGGCACUCUUCACUGACCACCAGUGGGUGGAGCCUUCGGUGGUGACAGCUGAUCUGCAUGCCCGCUAUGGCUCACCCACUUACUUCUACGCCUUCUACCAUCACUGCCAGAGCCUCAUGAAGCCUGCAUGGUCAGAUGCAGCACACGGGGAUGAAGUACCCUAUGUUUUUGGUGUCCCUAUGGUAGGUCCCACUGACCUUUUCCCCUGCAACUUCUCCAAGAAUGAUGUUAUGCUCAGUGCUGUUGUUAUGACCUAUUGGACCAACUUUGCCAAGACCGGGGAUCCCAACAAGCCGGUACCCCAGGAUACCAAGUUCAUUCACACCAAGGCCAACCGCUUUGAGGAAGUAGCCUGGUCCAAAUACAAUCCCCGGGACCAGCUCUACCUUCACAUCGGGCUGAAACCAAGGGUUCGUGAUCAUUACCGAGCCACAAAGGUAGCCUUUUGGAAGCACCUGGUACCCCAUCUGUACAACCUGCAUGACAUGUUCCACUAUACAUCCACGACCACGAAAGUGCCGCCGCCGGACACCACCCAUAGCUCCCACAUCACCCGUAGGCCCAACGGCAAGACCUGGAGCACCAAGAGGCCAGCCAUCUCACCUGCCUACAGCAAUGAGAAUGCUCCUGGGUCCUGGAAUGGGGACCAGGAUGCAGGGCCACUCCUGGUCGAGAACCCUCGAGACUACUCCACUGAAUUAAGUGUCACCAUCGCUGUUGGGGCCUCUCUCCUGUUUCUCAAUGUGUUGGCCUUUGCUGCUCUCUAUUACCGUAAGGACAAACGGCGCCAGGAGCCCCUGAGGCAGCCUAGCCCCCAAAGGGGAACUGGUGCCCCAGAAUUGGGAACUGCUCCAGAGGAGGAGCUGGCAGCAUUACAGUUGGGUCCCACUCACCAUGAGUGUGAGGCCGGCCCCCCACACGACACACUGCGCCUCACAGCAUUGCCCGACUACACCCUGACCCUGCGGCGCUCCCCCGAUGACAUCCCACUCAUGACUCCCAACACCAUCACUAUGAUUCCCAAUUCCCUGGUUGGGUUGCAGACCUUGCACCCCUAUAACACCUUUGCCGCCGGAUUCAACAGCACCGGGCUGCCCCACUCACACUCCACUACCCGUGUAUAGCUCUAUCCCAGAGCACAACCCAUCUCCCAGAUCCCUCCCUCCCAGAUCCACAAACACACAUGCACACACAUACACAUAUAUGUACACGCACGCACCCACACCCUACAGCAGACCCAUCUGCACAAACACAGACAGAUGUGGACAUGCACCCGCAUGUACAAAAAAACACAAAUCCAGAAGAGAACCUGAAUAGGCCCUUCAAAUGGGGACACAUAUGAGUCCUUGGAACCAAGGGCCCAUGAAAUAGCAGCUGGAGCCAGCUCCUUGAGCCCGACCACAGACACUCCUGGGGCCCUGGAAGCCACAGCCGGACACCCCCUUGGUGCUUGCCUUCUCGGAACUGCACCGUCUACCAACUGCAGACUCGGGAGCUUUAAAGAGCAGGAUAGCUCUUCCUCCCCCAGACUUGGUCUUUUCUCUGGGUCUUGUUUUUGUUGAUUUUUUUAAAAAAUUGGAACCAAUGCUUUUCCAGCCCAUUGAAUGCUAAGAGGCUCUGGAAGGGAGGGUUCCAAGAUCAGGACUCUCUGGUUCUGGGAUUCCCAAUGUCCAUACAAUCAGACCAAGGAGAAGGACUCUCCAAGACAGUAACAGAUUGGCACAAGACUAUGGGGUGAGAGGAGGAAGAGGCUAGCAAUGGACAGGGCUGGAGGGCCAUCAAGGACAGAGCACCAGCUGGCUCUUGGGCCUCCCAUAGAGGACUGCAGAGCCUACAGGAUGGCCUAUUUCUUCAAAGGCCAGCAGCAUCAGCCUGACUGGAGGAGCCUAGGUUUGGUAAACUAAGUACUGUGGAGGCCCUGACCUUAUUGGGCCCCUGGGUAUAUAAUCUGGGUUCUGCCUCUACCCUUGGGGACAUGAUAUCAGAAAUUUGCCCCAUUUUCUUUACAGUCUCUUUGUGUCUGUCAUUUCUCUUUCAAAACAGCAGUGGUUUUUUUUUUUGUUUUUGUUUUUGUUUUUGUUUUUGUUUUUUCGGUUGUUGUUGGCUUUUUUUUUUUUAAGAAAAGUUCUUAAAACACUAACAGAAACCCAUGGAGUUUGUCCUUUGUAAAAAUUUUAAACACAGUGUCUUGAUAUAAAAAUAAAAAAUCCAGUUAGCACUCCCAACCUGCCUCCCUUGCACAGGCUUGCCCCAACAGCCCCUGGAGCCAGGGGCCUGCUCAGGCUGGAAGCUCAAUGCUCCAGCAGCCUGUGGCCUCCUGCCUUGUAGCACCUACAAGUCUGGGCUCUGCUCUACUUGUCCUGGGCCCUCUGCACAAAGCCUCUCUGAUCCUAAUCACCUUGCUGUACCAUCCUCCUGCCUCCCGGCGCUUUGCGUUCCUGCAGCAGAAACCUCUCAUCGCCUCGGGCCUCCUAAUGAAACAGCAAAAACAAUACUUCUUUCCUCUGCCACCAAGCCACCACCACUGCUGCCACCACCUCCUCCAAUGCCACCACUACUGUGGUCAUCACCUUGCCCUCAUCUUGGACUGGUGGCUAGGAGGAGGCUUGACCUCUGACCUGCUGAAAUGCUUUUCUCCUGUGGAAAUGCAGUACACGUGGCAUCAGCUUGUGGCCUCCUCUGUCUCCAUUGACUUACAGGAGGGCCAUUCUUCCCUCAAGGGAUGUAGGUUUCCUUUUCUGUGAAUUGGAAUAGCAUAAGUCAUUGGAGAUCAAUGUCUUUGGGGGACUGUCAUUGAGUGACUCCCUAACAACUCUGGGGGAUGGAUUCAAGGUGGGGCCCCAUAGGGUUAGCACUGUGGGGUUUCCUACUGUCCUCUGUGACUGAAAGGCUGCAGUUGAAACCAGCUCAUCGAGUGUGACAGUUGGGCAGGGUUGCUGAUACUCAGAAGCCAGGAAUAGAAUUCUUCAAAAUGAAGGCGAUGAGCCAUCACAAGGAAGGAUGAUGUGCGAAGGGGACCAGUGCAAGGUACUGUAUACAAAGAUCAAACCCAGAACUCAUACAUGAAUGUGUUGCCUGAAACCAGAACAGUAAAUGGCUGACCCAACACAGGAACAGUUACCAGAGGGACUGGGAGAGAAAGUGCAUGUUCAGUGAUUUCAGGAUUGAAGAAUAGCUUUGGGCCCUCUCCCCUCUCUUUGUUUUAUCCUCUAUAAAUUCUGAACAACGAUACUAGCAUAUAGUAACAAAAAUGUCAGGGAGGACCUGGGAAGUAAUCACAGAGUGACUGUUAAGAGAGAAGUCACCCCAGUGGCAUAUAGUCCAACCUGCUUACACCUGGAUGAUGGAAGAACAGGAAAGGGAGGACCAAGAGUUCAGGACUAUCCUUGGCUACAUGGUGAGUUUGAGGCAAGCCUGGGCUACCUGAGAAUAUUGAAUAUUUCUCUCUCUCUCUCUCUCUCUCUCUCUCUCUCUCUGUGUGUGUGUGUGUGUGUGUGUGUGUGUGUGUGUGUGUGCUCUCGAGCGCGUUUACCAUAUGUAUCCAGGUGCCCUGGAGGUCAGAAGAGGGUACACAAUGACCUGGAACUGGAGUUGCAAUGUGGGUGCUAGAAACCUAACUCAGGUUCUCUAGAAGAGAAGGUGCUAAUACCCUAAGCCAUCAUUCCAGCCCCAAGACCCCAUCAUGAGAAAACGAAAAUAAGUAACAAAAAAGAAACCUAGAAUUUGACCCAAUCGUUUAUGAUCCUGUCGUUGUCAUGGACUUGCUCUAGUCCCACACUGGUUAGGCAUCCCAAAGCAUCAGCAACUCUAGCUUCAGUGAGCGAGUAGGGAGAGCUGGAGAACAGCGACAUCUCCAGGUCAAAGGCUCUGCUGUUGGGUUGCAUUGUUUGGCUGGUUGGAUUUUGAUUUGUUUGUUUUUUGUUUGUUUGGUUGGUUUUUGUUUGUUUGUUUGGUUUUUUUUUGUUUGUUUCUUUGAGAUAGGGUCUUGCUAGGUAGCCCUGGCUGGCCUGAAACUUGAUGUGUAGACCAAGCCAGCCUGGAAUUCACAGAUAUCUACCUGCUGUUUCUGGAGUGCUGGAAUUAAAGGUGUGCAUUGUCAUGUCCAGCAAAAUAUUUUCUUUUUUAAAAAGAUUUUGUUUUUAUUUUUUUAGAUGUAUUUAUUUUAUUUUAUGUGUAUGAGUGUUUUGCCUGUAUAUAUGUAUGUAAGCACCAUGAGUAUGUCUGAUGCCCGUGGAGGCCAGAAAAAGGAGCUGGAUCCCCUGGAACUGGAGUUAUGGAGAAUUGUAAGCUACCGUGUGGGUGCUGAAAACCGAACCCAGGUUCUCUGCAAGAGUAACAAGUGCUCUUAAGUAUUAAAUCAGCUUUCCAGCCCAGAUUUUAUUUUCUGUAUAUGUCUGUGUACAUCAGAUCCCCUGGAGCAGUAGUUACAGGCAGCUAUCAACCAUGGGUCAUGUGUGCUAGGACCUGAACUCAAGUCCUCUGCGAGAGUAAUACGUGCUCUUAAGCACUGAGCUAUCUCUCCAGCCCCCAGGUUGCUUUUUAUGUUUGUUUUGUUUUGUUUAUUUGAGACAGGGUCUCUCUAUGUAGUCCUGGCUGUCCUGGAACUUGCUAUGUAGACCAAGCUGGUCUUGAACAUAUAGAGAUCUGCCUGAGUGCUGGGAUUAAAGGUGUGUACCAUCAUGCCUGGUCCUGGGUUGCUUUUCUUUUUAAAUAUAGACAGAAGCUGAUUAGGAACGUCCAAUGGUUGCCAAAUAUCUACUAUGUAACAAGUGUGCUAUGCCCAUCUUCAAAAUGUGACUUCUGAAUAAAGACCAAGCUGUGUUCUUUCAUGGCCUGUGUGCUGCAAUCCUUCUGAGGAUGACAAAGUGGAAACAAGACUAGGAGAAAGCCAAGAAGUGACAUAGGUGUGGUCAGGAGGUGCUCUGGCUACCCUGAAAACUCUCAACAGUAGCUGCCAAAUGAAAUGACUGUGCUAUGGCCUUCACCCUCUGAGGGCCUGGAUGACGCUACUGCUUAGGUCCAUUUUGUCUGUAUUUUUGUGUUUAACUUUUAGUUGCAACUUUAAGAUAUUUCCAAUGAGGCCUCUCAUAAUAAAGAGACUCUAAAUUAGGA
This is a messenger RNA of Rattus norvegicus (Norway rat), 7003 nucleotides long. The record is from RefSeq and is a predicted model, not a curated record. Lineage: Eukaryota; Metazoa; Chordata; Mammalia; Rodentia; Muridae.